AUGCCGAAUCAACCAACCCUCGUCCUUAUACCCGGUUCAUGGCACAGACCCACAUGCUACGACAAGCUUAUUGAGCUCCUAGAACCAAGACUGAGAUGCGUGACAGUAUCACUACCCUCAACAUCCGGAAAUCCAAAAGCGACCUUCAAAGAUGAUCUCGACGCAGCUCGAACCGUCGUUUCAGCCGAGACAAGCAACGGCCGUAAUGUGGUUGUCAUUGCGCAUUCAUACGGCGGGAUGGUCAGCAACAGCGUUAUCAAAGGAUUCGCAAAGUCAAAAAAAUCACCAACCAGUGACGGUGUCAGCGAGUCGGGAUACGUGAUUGGAUUGGUCCUCAUAGCUUCUGGCUUUACUUUGACCGGAUUAUCUUUCAUGGACCCGUUCUUCGGCCAUCCACCGCCUGCAUGGCGCGUGAACAAUGAGACCGGCUAUGCUGAACUCGUCACGUCCCCGCGGGAAUUAUUCUAUCACGAUUUACCGGACGAUGAGGCCGAGUACCGGGUUUCUCAACUUGUUACGCAGAGUCUGAAGGCGUUGUUUGAAGGCGGCGAGUAUACUUAUGCUGGGUGGCAGGAUGUGCCGUCUUGGUAUAUUGGGACCGUGGAGGAUCGUGGCUUGCCGGUGCUGGCUCAGCGUAUGACGGUUGGUAUGGCGAGGGAGAUGGGGGCUAGUGUGGAGCAUCGCGAGUUGCAGACCAGUCAUUCGCCGUUUUUGAGUCAACCUGCUUUGACGGCGAGGAUAAUAUUCGAGGCUGUUGCUUCGUUCACGGGGUCUGGGCGUGAUGAUUCCACGUCGAUGGGCGAAGGGGACGAGACUCCCAUAGUUGUCCCGCGCACGGCCCUGUUCAAACCAUUGUCCUGGUUUAAAUUUGGGAUACCGAUGGCAUUCGGACGCUUCAUGGGCAGGGGAUUUCUUCUGUUUGGGUGGGUGCGCAGAGUUUGGACAGCUGGGUUGCGUUGA
This is a messenger RNA of Penicillium manginii, 960 nucleotides long. RefSeq names its product alpha/beta hydrolase. NCBI's taxonomy places the organism in Eukaryota, Fungi, Ascomycota, Eurotiomycetes, Eurotiales, Aspergillaceae. The transcript has a single exon. The record is from RefSeq and is a predicted model, not a curated record. The coding region runs from base 1 to 960 and encodes 319 amino acids.